CAAACACUAUUGAACAUUUCCUUGCUUUCAUCUUCUUCGUCGGUGCAGGAUAAUAUGAACACAAACAGAGUGCAGUAACAGCAAGAGCUGAUCUCUGUAAAACAAUUCAAAAGCUUCAUCGAUAACAAAUAAUUAAAAUUGACCUAAACACAAACAAAAAAAUGGCAGCCAAAGCGGGCGCUACUCCGCCACCUCCGCCUACCAGUAAUCUCCACAAAUCAGUAGCAAUUUCUAGAGGAUACAAUUUCGCUUCCACUUGGGAACAGAAUACUCCUCUAUCGGAGCAACAACAAGCUGCGAUUGUAGCAUUAUCGCAUGCCGUCGCCGAGCGACCAUAUCCUCCCAAUCUGAAGCAAGUUCACAUGAUCUCAAUGCAAGACAAUGGUGGCUUGACUGUUCCGACUAUAGACGCUGCUUUCGCUGAUUCGCAAGCUAAUGAUGCCGUUUUAGUCAAUACAAAUCAAUUUUACAAGUGGUUUACAGAUCUUGAAUCGGCCAUGAAAUCGGAGAUGGAGGAGAAGUAUCAGCACUAUGUCAAUACAUUGACACACCGCAUACAGACAUGUGAUAAUAUACUUCAUCAAGUGGAUGAAACGCUGGAUUUGUUUAACGACUUACAGUUGCAACACCAAGCAGUAGCUACAAAGACUAAGACUCUUCAUGACGCCUGUGAUCGAUUGUUAGUAGAGAAGCAAAGACUGAUUGAAUUUGCAGACGCACUUCGCAGUAAGCUUCACUACUUUGAUGAAUUGGAGAAUAUUGCUACAAAUUUUUAUUCUGCAAAAGUGAAUGUUGGAAGUGCAGACUUUCUUCCACUGCUCAAACGGCUUGAUGAGUGCAUAUCGUAUGUUGAGACCAAUCCACAAUAUGCAGAAUCUAGUGUUUACUUGCUCAAAUUUCGACAACUUCAGUCUCGGGCCUUGGGUAUGAUUCGGUCUCAUGUACUUUCUAUUUUGAAAGCGGCAUCUUCUCAGGUCCAGGCAGCAAUCCGGGGCACUGGCAGCAACAAGACUUCCGUUUCUGAGGGUGUUGAGGCAUCUGUUAUCUACGUCCGAUUCAAGGCAGCUGCAAAUGAGCUAAAGCCUGUGCUCGAAGAAAUUGAAAAGAGAUCAUCUAGAAAAGAAUAUGCUCAAAUUCUUGCAGAAUGCCACAAACUCUACUGUGAACAGCGGCUUUCUUUGGUAAAAGGCAUAGUAUUGCAACGAAUAUCCGAGUAUGCUAAGAAAGAGGCAUUGGCAUCAUUAACAAGAUCUGGAUGUGCAUACUUAAUGCAGGUUUGUCAACUCGAGCAUCAACUCUUUGAUCACUUUUUUCCAUCUUCAGAGGAUAUUUCUGGCCUUGCUCCAUUGGUUGAUCCUCUGUCUACUUUCUUGUAUGAUACACUGCGCCCAAAACUAAUUCAUGAAACAAAUGUCGAUCUUCUUUGCGAACUUGUUGAUAUACUCAAAGUGGAAGUCUUAGGAGAACAGCUUAGUAGUAGGAGCGAGUCAUUGGCUGGGCUACGUCCUACAUUGGAAAGAAUUUUAGCGGAUAUUCAUGAGCGACUGACUUUCCGUGCUCGAACACAUAUCAGUGAUGAGAUAGCUAAUUUUAUUCCUUCUGAUGAAGACUUGGAUUACCCUAUGAAGCUGGAGCGAUCUGCUGAGAUGAAAUCAGAUACUAAUUCUGUUGAAGAAACUUCAGAAGCAAUUAAAACAUGGUACCCACCCUUGGAGAAGACUGUAACAUGCCUUUCAAAGCUGUAUCGUUGUCUAGAGUCAUCUGUCUUCACUGGUUUAGCUCAGGAAGCUGUAGAAGUUUGCUCCCUUUCUAUCCAAAAAGCAAGCAAACUCAUAGCAAAAAGAACAACAGCAAUGGAUGGGCAGCUCUUCCUCAUCAAACAUCUUUUAAUCUUAAGGGAGCAGAUUGCUCCAUUUGAUAUAGAAUUUUCCGUCACAUACAAGGAACUGGACUUCUCUCAUUUGUUGGAGCACUUGAGACGUAUACUUAGAGGUCAGGCCUCUUUAUUUGAUUGGUCAAGAUCAUCUUCACUAGCAAGGACUUUAUCUCCCCGAGUUUUGGAAAGUCAAGUAGAUGCCAAGAAGGAUCUGGAGAGAAGUUUGAAAGCAACUUGCGAGGAGUUCAUUAUGUCGGUCACUAAGCUGGUCGUGGAUCCAAUGCUUUCAUUUGUUACCAAGGUUACAGCUGUAAAAGUUGCACUAUCAUAUAAUACUCAUAGUGACAAAGCAGACUCGAUUAUGGCCAAACCCCUCAAGGAUCAAGCCUUUGCUACUCCGGAGAAGGUGGCUGAACUUGUUCAGAAGGUAAAUGCUGCCAUUCUACAAGAAUUGCCAACGGUGAUGGCGAAGAUGAAGAUUUACCUGCAAAACCAAUCAACAAGAACAAUACUUUUCAAACCAAUAAAGACAAACAUUGUUGAAGCACAUAUUCAAGUGCAGAAACUUGUGAAAGCCGAGUACUCACCUGAAGAACAAAGCAUUAUUAAUGUGACGUCCAUACAACAGCUUCAACAACAACUUGACAAUUUCCUGUAGGAUUUAUGUAAAAGCUACUUAAAUUUUUUUCCUGAAGGAGUCAGUUUGUAUAGAACUAUUUUAAUUUCCUGGAUGACCUAUUGUUUAUGUAUGCUUUCUAAUUUAUUUGUUGUUUAUUGGCUAAAUUCA
Messenger RNA from Mercurialis annua (annual mercury), 2663 nucleotides. Its product is annotated as conserved oligomeric Golgi complex subunit 3. NCBI's taxonomy places the organism in Eukaryota, Viridiplantae, Streptophyta, Magnoliopsida, Malpighiales, Euphorbiaceae. Bases 162 to 2534 code for a protein of 790 amino acids. Gene Ontology annotation, biological process: intra-Golgi vesicle-mediated transport; Golgi organization; intracellular protein transport. Gene Ontology annotation, cellular component: membrane; cis-Golgi network; COG complex. The transcript has 25 exons. The record is from RefSeq and is a predicted model, not a curated record.